CAUCGCCACCAUCAUCAUCAUCACCACCACCGAAGACGUUCUAAUCACCAUCAUCAUCAUAAUUACCAUAAUCAUCAUCACCAUGGCAAAGUGUCUUCAUCAGCUUCAGCUUCUUCUUCUCACAAACAAAAACAACACAAGCAACAACAGCAGCAGCAACAGCAACAACAGAAUCAUAUUUUACAUUGUAUUGCUUCAGCUGCUGUUGCAGCAGCUUCAUCAUCUUCGACCACCACUAGCGGUUUAGCUGCCGCAGCAGCAGCUUUAAUAUCACAAUCGACAGUGGCUGCGGUUGCCGCUGCUACGGCUGCUUCCUCAGUUAACUUAAAUGUUACUUCACCUACGUCACUUGCAUCGGCCACAGCAUCAUCUGUUACCAAUUCAAUUGUAAAUAUCAAUCAUCAAAAUCAUACAAAUUUUUUUAAUUAUCAAUCCUAUCAAACACCCCAACGUUUUCGCCAUAAUUAUAAUACAACAACAGCAACACUAUUGAAUAAUACACAACAACAACAACAGCAUCAAACGCAACAACAUCUUGCUACAACUACUACAGUUCAUCAACAUCACCAUCAACAACAGCAGCAGCAGGUACAACAGCAAUUAUCCUCUAAUGCAAUUAUAGGAAUUAAUGCUAAUUCAAAUACUGCUGGUACGACUACAACUUCUUCAAAUAUUAAUCAUCAUGCGCACAACAACAAUAAUACUAAUCAUCAUAAUCAUACUCACCAGUGUAAGUCCAAACGUAAGUUACAAAAGUUGUAUUACACGCUGUGUCGUUGAAUCUCUUGUUUGUUGUUCUUCAUUUAUUUAGGUAAACAAUUAAAUAUUUACAUAUUAAAUUGC
This is a messenger RNA of Lucilia sericata (common green bottle fly), 843 nucleotides long. RefSeq names its product ecdysone-induced protein 74EF-like. The transcript has a single exon. NCBI's taxonomy places the organism in Eukaryota, Metazoa, Arthropoda, Insecta, Diptera, Calliphoridae. The annotation marks the transcript as partial. The record is from RefSeq and is a predicted model, not a curated record.